Molecule: messenger RNA, 576 nt
Organism: Penicillium canescens
Lineage: Eukaryota; Fungi; Ascomycota; Eurotiomycetes; Eurotiales; Aspergillaceae
Exons: 2
Coding region: 1-576 (191 amino acids)
Source: RefSeq, a predicted model, not a curated record
AUGGGUCAGCCAUUGUCCAAUCUACGUCGACGCCGCAGCGCUCGCACUCUCCGGGGCUUUGCUGCUCAUCCAACCCCGAGUGCGCCCCCGAAUCUCUCCCGCGAGACCCUCAUCAAUGCGCUACAAACUGUUGCAGCGUACAUUACCUCCAAGAAUCAAGAUAUUACUCUCAUUGUCGUUGGUCAAGUCCCUCUCGAAGGCAACCAAACUAGCAUUCAAAAGGAAACCGCAUUCUCGGGCAAGGAUGGCUCAACAACCAUACCGUUCUAUUCAUUCUCUCGACUCACAAUUUUGGCCGCCCCUUGGGAAUAUCUAUUUUGUGCCAAGGUACAUCGUCUAUCUGGUAGUGGAAUUAGCACCGUACAACUCUAUAAUCAAGAUGACGCGGUUCACUACUUGGAGAGAUACCUUUCGCAGCACCCUACCGCAAGUGUCACCCAGGUCACUGUGCGAGCAUGGUUUGCUCAGUAUCUACUUCACUGGACAACGGAAACAGAACUGUUACUCUUGGCAGUUAACUCAACAUACAAGAUCACAUCCAAUGCCCAGCAUGAUCCAAUCAACCUCAACAAUUAA